AUGGUAAAGGGAAUUGCAAUAGGAAUGAGUCAUGCAGUGAUUCCCAUCUUUCAAUAUGAGAUUAUUCCAUCUGGAAGAAGAGGCAGGAUAUUGUCCUUUUACAUUUUGGCAACCAGUCUUGGAAAUUUGCUUAUGUACCUGUUGCCUAUGAUGACUAUGCAAAUAUUGAAUGAGGACCAGUAUAUAAAAUUGCACUGGUUGAUUGAUCUUAUCCCCAUUUCCUUCGCAUCAGUCUCAAUUAUGCUCUUCCCUGAAAGCCCCAAAUGGUUAGCAUCAAACAAUGAGUGGGAAAUAGCUGCUGAAGUACUAGAGAGUAUUGAGACGGCAAAUUCUGAAAAAAGUGUUAGAAACAAAUACAAACGUGAGAGAAAGCGACUUGGUGAUAAACACUAUGUUGUCAAGAAGUAUUCCACUGCAGUCAAUGUGAGGAGUUGCUCGAUGAAUGCAUUGUUUGGUAGGAAAUAUAUUCGAGAAGUAAGCACGGGAAUCUUGUUACAAUUAACGAUUGACCUUAUUGGAGUUAUUAGGUUGCUAGAUUCAAUGCGUUCUAUAUGUAUUGCGUGUCAGGUACAAACGUUGAACGAAAUGAGAAUAGUACUGGAAUUUGACUUGGUGAUGAGAUACAUAUUCAUAUUAGCACCAAUGGGGGUUAUUGACUUAUUAAGAAGAAAGGACGUCUUAAUGUUUGGGAUGACUGUCAAUACCACAUUGGUGGGUGCUUACUCCAUCAUGUUUCUAGGGUUUUCAAGGGAGAAUGAAACGAGCCAGUUUAACUUAGAUAUCGAGUGGGGAUUGAAGGUAGAGUUUGGCAAGGAGUGUGCAUCGAUUGUAUUGGCACUAACAGUACUAAUGGACAUGGUUUUCCACUCCUUGAUUUUACCUGUUUGCUGGUUAUAUAUAUUGGAGAGCUUUUCCUCGUCAACCAGGUCCAAAGGCUGGAUAGUCAUUACAAGUUUGCACUGGCUAUUUGAGUGUUCAUUAUCUUUGAUUUUUCCAUUCUUGUUUUCAACUUUAAAUGGUUGGUUGAUUUUGAUCCUAUUUUUGAUUUCUUUGAGCGGUACUUUGAUAAUGUCACAGUUGAAAGAAACAAAAGAGAAUUCCUCAGUAGGUUCGGUGUUUUUAAGCUCAAAGCAUUCAAACAACGAUUGA
Molecule: messenger RNA, 1149 nt
Organism: Lodderomyces orthopsilosis Co 90-125
Lineage: Eukaryota; Fungi; Ascomycota; Pichiomycetes; Serinales; Debaryomycetaceae
Exons: 1
Coding region: 1-1149 (382 amino acids)
Biological process (GO): transmembrane transport
Cellular component (GO): membrane
Molecular function (GO): transmembrane transporter activity
Source: RefSeq, a predicted model, not a curated record